Molecule: messenger RNA, 312 nt
Organism: Clunio marinus
Lineage: Eukaryota; Metazoa; Arthropoda; Insecta; Diptera; Chironomidae
Source: the annotation of a GenBank genome assembly
AUGCAGACGAAGCUCGUCAAUCCAAAACCCGCAUCAUUGAGCGCAUUUUUUGUGUUCUCUUCUCAAACGAAAAUUCGGACAAUAUUUUGUGUUUUUUGGUCUUUAAAAGCACAACCACCAUCACCAUGCGAUUCCCGCAAAUUGAGACGAUUGUCCAUUUUUGUGUUGCUGGUCAUGGACGAUUUGUCAAUGUUUUCUCAUAUGACGUGGGAUAAUGGACAAUUGUUUAAUGAAGCUGAUAGAUUUGAUCAUGCUUUAGAUAAUGGGAAAACAUUUCUUUGGGAAAUAUUGAACAAACUGUUUAAAGAUUAG